Molecule: messenger RNA, 555 nt
Organism: Mollisia scopiformis
Lineage: Eukaryota; Fungi; Ascomycota; Leotiomycetes; Helotiales; Mollisiaceae
Exons: 2
Coding region: 1-555 (184 amino acids)
Source: RefSeq, a predicted model, not a curated record
AUGAGAAUGCAGUCCCAUAAGAAGCGGCCCAACAUUGUUCCACUCGCGGCAAGCACAGAGCAAUAUCAACCACACUUCCACCCACAAGAACCUCGUGCACAUCAGUCGCAUACCUUGCAACUUUCUAGACGCCCACUAUAUGGUCAAGACGAUGAGCAUCGGCCGUAUUGGUCUGUCACCUUACCGCACCAUCCAAGGACAUACAGACUACUUUACGGUUUCGGUAGAGGAGAAUACGUCAAGGUGGUUGAAGAUUGGUUCGGUUUGAGAAUCAGGAGCACAGUUAAAGGCAAUAAUUGCAUGACCAUCUGGCCUGAGGAGUUCGAGAAGACUGGUAAUUCUUCCGAAGAGAUUCGACCUUGGGUCGACAAGUGCUAUCGAUUCCUACAAAGCUGGGCGGACGAAGUCAUUCAACGAAGAGAGAGCAAGAAGGCGGGAGACAUGUCAGCUCAGGCACCAACAAUCAAGGAGUGGCUUGAAGUCUGGGUAUUUAUGGUGGAAUGUGGACAAGAGCCAAGUGUUGCGGAACCGAUUCGAGGUCCUCUUAAAGUCUGA